Aureobasidium subglaciale EXF-2481 is the source of this 792-nucleotide messenger RNA. RefSeq lists its product as uncharacterized. The coding region runs from base 1 to 792 and encodes 263 amino acids. The transcript has a single exon. The record is from RefSeq and is a predicted model, not a curated record. NCBI's taxonomy places the organism in Eukaryota, Fungi, Ascomycota, Dothideomycetes, Dothideales, Saccotheciaceae.
AUGGAUGAGCUUGUCGAGAUGGAUGAGCUUGUCGAGAUGGAUGAGCUUGUCGAGAUGGAUGAGCUUGUCGAGAUGGAUGAGCUUGUUGGGAUAGAUGAGCUUGUGGGUAUAGAUGAGCUUGUCAACGUGGACGAGCCAAGAGACGUAGACGACGAGCUUGAUGAUGAUGAUGAUGAUGAUGCAGAAGACGAUGCUGACGAGGUGAAAAUUGAGCUUGACGACGUAGAUGAUGAGCUAGUCGUCGUUGAUGUCGGCGUUGACGUGCUUGUCAAGGUAGAUGAUCCUGUCGAGGUAGUCGACCUCGUCGACGAAGUCGAGCUUGUCGCUGCUGAGGACGAAGCCGACGAUCGACUACUAGAAGUAGACGUAGAUCUGCUGCCAGUCGAAGAAGACAAUGAUUUGAUUGUCGAUGUACUGGGACGACUCAAGGACGUGCUUAUGCUACUGCUCGAUUUUGUUGACGAAGGGGUGACUGAGAUCCUUGAGGAAGAAGAAGAUCUGGAAUUGGACUUUGACGAGGACGAAGAAGGGCUCUUGGUGCUAGUUCUGGAGGAGGAGGUGGUGGUGGUGGUGGAGGACCUCUUGCUACUGGAUUUUGCAGAUGAAGAAGACGACGCUUUGCUACUUGACUUCGUGGGGGAAGUCGAUGACAUUAAGCUACUUGAUCUGGUCGAAGAGGAGCUGGUGACAGAUUUCUUUGAAGAUGAAGAGGAUUUGGCAACAGACUUGGACGUCGACGAGGUGAUUCUUUGUGUAGAAGAAGUCUGUGAGCUCAACGGCGCGUCAAGGUAA